CUUUCUCUUCAUACUCCACACUGAAUGACCAAUUGAACCCUCCCUCCCUUCCCCCAUAAGUUUUUGUCAUCACUGUCUCUUUCACACUCUGAUAUCUUCUCCAUAUCUCUCAUCUUUGGGUAGUCCGAGUAAUGAAGAUGAAAACCCAGAGGUUGAAACACUGUCAGAUCUUCAAGUUUCUAGCAGCUCUUCUUCCCCUGUUUCUGGAUCUUUGUCAUGUCUCCUCUGCGGCCAUGGAGAAAAGAACUUUUAUCGUUCACAUGGCCAAAUCACAAAUGCCCUCUGGCUUCAAUGACCAUUCUGACUGGUAUAGUUCCUCCCUUAGAUCUGUCUCUGGAUCUGGGGAGCUUAUCUAUGCCUACAAGAAUGCAAUCCAUGGAUUCGCAGCCAGAAUGACGCCGGAGGAGGCAGAGUCCCUGCAGAAUCAGCCGGGUGUUCUGUCGGUGUUGCCGGAGACAAGGUACGAGCUUCACACCACCCGCACGCCGUUGUUUUUGGGUCUUGACAGGAACGCCGAGUUUUUCCCGGAUUCAGAUGUGGCAAAUGAUGUCGUCGUCGGAGUGUUGGAUACAGGGGUUUGGCCGGAGAGGAAGAGCUUCGACGACUCCGGCCUUGGGCCGGUUCCGAGUUGGUGGAAGGGAGAGUGCGAAUCUGGUAAGAAUUUCAACGCUUCGAGCUGCAACAGAAAGCUCAUCGGCGCCAGGUAUUUCUCUAAAGGUUACGAGGCAGCUCAGGGCCCAAUUGACGAGUCCAAAGAGUCCAAUUCGCCGCGAGAUGACGACGGCCACGGCACCCACACCGCGUCCACGGCGGCCGGAUCUCUCGUCCCCGACGCCAGCCUUUUGGGUUUCGCCUCCGGAUCUGCUCGUGGAAUGGCACCACGCGCUCGGGUGGCCGUUUACAAGGUCUGCUGGGUGGGUGGUUGUUUCAGCGCCGACAUCUUGGCCGGCCUGGAAAAGGCGAUCGAGGACAACGUCAAUGUCCUUUCGUUGUCCCUCGGCGGCGGAACGUCGGAGUAUCACAGGGAUAGCAUCGCAAUCGGUGCUUUUGCAGCCAUGGAGAAGGGAAUUCUCGUCUCUUGCUCUGCCGGAAACGCUGGUCCCAACAAAUUCACCUCUUCUAAUUUGGCACCGUGGAUAACCACCGUCGGUGCCGGAACAUUGGACCGUGAUUUCCCGGCGCACGUCAGCCUUGGCAACGGCAAGAACUAUUCCGGCGUUUCACUGUAUAAGGGCAAAUCUCUGCCUAACCAGAAGCUUCCUUUAGUCUAUGCCGGCAACGCCAGUGAUUCCAUAAACGGAAAUCUCUGUUUCAUGGGGACUCUGGAUCCUAAGAGGGUGAAGGACAAAAUUGUACUUUGUGACCGCGGCAUAAAUGCAAGGGUUGAUAAGGGCUUAGAGGUGAAAGCGGCCGGCGGUGCCGGGAUGGUGUUGGCAAACACCGCCGCCAAUGGCGAAGAGCUGGUGGCCGACGCCCAUUUGCUUCCGGCUACGGCGGUGGGGCAAAUAGCCGGAGAUGAGAUUCGGAGGUACAUCUUAUCGGAUUCUAAUCCAACGGCCACCAUUUCUUUCGAGGGGACAAAAGUGGGAAUCAAACCGUCCCCGGUUGUAGCGGCGUUCAGUUCGCGCGGCCCGAACACGAUCACGCCGGAAAUUCUAAAACCGGACAUAAUCGCACCCGGAGUCAACAUCCUAGCCGGGUGGACCGGCGCCGCGGGUCCGACCGGGUUAUUCGUGGACAAACGACGGGUGGAGUUCAACAUUAUCUCCGGCACGUCGAUGUCGUGUCCUCACGUCAGCGGUCUAGCGGCGCUUCUAAAAGGCGCGCAUCCGGACUGGAGCCCCGCCGCAAUUCGCUCGGCUCUCAUGACCACCGCGUACACCGCCUACCCUAACGGCGGCGGCCUGAUCGACGUGGCCACAGGAAAGCCAGCCAAUCCCUUCGUUUACGGUUCGGGUCACGUCGACCCGGUGGCGGCGCUCAACCCGGGGCUGGUUUACGACCUGAAUGUGGUGGAUUACCUGAAUUUCCUGUGCGCGUUGGAUUACACGCCGGCACAAAUCUACACUCUCGCGAGAAGAAACUUCACCUGCGAUUCUGGCAAGAAGAUGAGCGUCACAGAUCUGAAUUACCCCUCGUUCGCCGUCUCGUUCCCGUCGCGUGCCGCCGCCGCCGACGGCAACAGUUCAAUUUCAUCUGUCAAGUACACCAGAACUCUGACGAAUGUGGGUGAAGCCGGGACGUACAAAGUCUCGGUCACUGGGGAAGAUGGAAAUCCGGUUAAAAUCAGGAUUGAACCGGAGACCUUAAGUUUCAGAGAGAUGAACGAGAAGAAAUCGUACACGGUCACCUUCAGCGCCCCGGCGAUGGCAUCUCCACCGGAGAGGGACUUUUUCGCAAGAAUCGAUUGGUCGGACGGGAAGCACACGGUGGGAAGUCCGGUGGCCAUUUCUUGGACGUAGUGGAUGAUGUGUGGGGGCAAUGUGGUGUCAUUUUAAUUUUUAUCAAUAAAAUUAAAUUUCCUCUGGUUCUGUAAUUGUGCAAUCUUAAUUUGAUCAUUUGUGAAUUUAGUCCUAAUCAAGAGUACCAAAAUCUAAAGCUUCUUCUCAAAAAAGACUGCAUGGCUCAUUCAAUCAAGGGCAAAUGUAAGCAGUCAAAAAGUGCUUGCCAUCAACCAGCAACUGUCCAAAAACAAAUUUGCUGAGGAUGU
Messenger RNA from Cuscuta campestris, 2710 nucleotides. NCBI's taxonomy places the organism in Eukaryota, Viridiplantae, Streptophyta, Magnoliopsida, Solanales, Convolvulaceae. The record is from the annotation of a GenBank genome assembly.